Trichobilharzia szidati is the source of this 2127-nucleotide messenger RNA. Lineage: Eukaryota; Metazoa; Platyhelminthes; Trematoda; Strigeidida; Schistosomatidae. The record is from the annotation of a GenBank genome assembly.
AUGAUUAAAAUCCACUGCUGUCAAAAUUAUACUGAAUUAAAUAUUUUAAAUGUCAUUCUUUUGAACGAAAAACACCUUUCCUACAGAUUUUCGGAAGGAACUCUUGUUGAGGAUGUUCUUAAUGAUGUUUGCACGUUCAUUAAGCUACAGGAGCGCGAUAUGUUUGGACUUGCUUUACCUACUGAUGAAGGAUGGCUGUUCGUUGAACCCAGCGAGUUUCUCCAUAAGGUAGUCAACAGUUACCUUACUCCUAUGACCAGAAUCACUGGAAUGGGUGUUUUCUUCUUACCACCAAACAAAUCGAAUUUUCGUCACCAACCUCCUUCACCAAUAACAUCAUCACAUCCAACUGUGUAUUUUCGCAUACGUUUUUAUGUUCCAAUUUACUGUUUAAAUGAACGUACAACACAACACUUUUAUUACAAACAAUUAAGGAAAAAUCAUAUUGCCUAUAAUUUAUUUUGUGAUCCGAAUGUCUACUUACAAUUAGCAGCAUUUGCAUUACAAGCUGAAGUAGGUAAUGCACCGAAAAAAUACAAUAUCGAAACUGCUGCACCCUACUUCCCACAAGAACUUUAUUAUCCUAGUAAAUUUACUGAAUCAUCGGAUAAAUCUGAUCUGGUUUACCAUACCUACAUACGUCAUUCAGCGCUUCGCAAUACUGUAGCCUAUUUGGCUGAAUUUCACUUUAGUCGUCUGGCAACUAAACUUAAUUCAGAUUUCAAUUUACACUUAUAUCCACUUAAGAAACUUUCUGAGAAAUGUCGUUUCUCUGUAUUGAUUGGUAUCAGUCCAAAUGGAUUCACCUUAUAUCAGGUAGGGAAUAGGUCGAAUCAGUGCCCAACAGUUUUGAAAGUGUUUCUUCUGUCACCGUAUGCUGUGAAGAAAUUGCACAAGAUGUCUCAUCUGGACUGUAAAGACAUUGGUGAAGUUUUACAUGACAAUGAAGAUGUCGUCACUCCAUGGGAAGUAUCAGCUAGCUCAGGCAGCGGUGUGGAUUAUGACAAACUUAUUACUCGUUUUGGUUGCUCGAAAAUCACCGAUGAUUUGCUUCUGCAACUCUCUAACGUUUGCCCACAACCACUUCACCACCUUUUGAAGCGUAAAAUCUUCUUUUCACAUAGGGACCUAGAACAGAUUAUUUUACGGAUUGAACAGAAAAAGCCAUUCUUCCUGUACACUGGAAGAGGCCCGUCGUCCGAAGCUUUACAUCUUGGACAUGUCGUUCCGUUCAUAAUAAAUAAGUGGCUACAGGACGUUUUUGAUGUUCCCCUCGUUAUCCAGUUGACUGACGACGAAAAGUUUCUAUGGAAAAACUUAUCCAUUUCAGAAGUUCGCCAUCUGUCUCGCGAAAAUGCAAAAGAUAUAAUUGCCAUGGGUUUCGACCCUAACAAAACAUUUAUUUUCAGCGAUUUUGAGUACAUGGGAGCAUGCCCAGAUUUCUAUCGAACUGUGUGUCAAAUACAACGCUUAGUUACUUAUAAUCAAGUUCGUGCAAUCUUUGGCUUUAAUGAUAGUGAUUGCAUUGGAAAAAUAUCUUUUCCAGCCGUGCAAGCAGCUCCUUCAUUUGCUCAGUCUUUCCCAUCUGUGUUUAAAAAUCUUAAGAAACCAGAGGAGGUGGGCUGUUUCAUCCCAUGUGCUAUUGAUCAAGAUCCAUACUUUAGAAUGACAAGAGAUGUUGCUCCUCGCCUUGGUCUGCCUAAACCAUCUCUUAUGUAUUCAGUAUUCUUUCCUGCCUUACAAGGAAAUCAUACAAAAAUGAGUGCGAGUAAUCCUAACACAUCAAUAUUUUUAACAGAUACACCAAAACAAAUAAAAAAUAAGAUCAAUAAAUAUGCUUAUUCUGGUGGUGGGGAUACAGUCGCUGAACAUAGAGAACGUGGCGGAAAUUGUGAUAUCGAUGUAUCUUUCCAGUACUUACGAUUCUUCCUAGAAGAUGAUAAUAAGUUAGAGCAAAUACGUCAGGAGUACUCGUGUGGCAAAAUGCUGACUGGUGAAUUGAAGAAGGAGCUAAUAACGCUUUUAACUGAAUUUGUUGGUGAGCACCAGAAGAGAAGAGCGGCAGUUACUGAUGAAGUUCUCGAUAAAUUUAUGACUCCUCAUCCAUUAAAUCUUCCUUUUAUAUGA